Messenger RNA from Oncorhynchus nerka (sockeye salmon), 2222 nucleotides. RefSeq names its product fibroblast growth factor 8-like. Lineage: Eukaryota; Metazoa; Chordata; Actinopteri; Salmoniformes; Salmonidae. The coding region runs from base 695 to 1336 and encodes 213 amino acids. The transcript is spliced from 5 exons. Gene Ontology annotation, cellular component: cytoplasm. The record is from RefSeq and is a predicted model, not a curated record. Gene Ontology annotation, molecular function: growth factor activity; fibroblast growth factor receptor binding. Gene Ontology annotation, biological process: neuron differentiation; positive regulation of cell population proliferation; regulation of cell migration.
GAGAGGAGGGGAGACUGGAGAGUCGCCAGUCCUGCACUACGGAUCAAUGAGGCAACAUCACCCGUUCUGAACGCAAGGGACGCGCACGUUAUCCACCACCGAGAAGCCCGAUAUAUAAACUCUCUACAACCGGCUAAACUGGAAGAGAGCUACUGAGGAUUCUCUGAAGGAAUUACAAAGAGAUAAAUAUUACAGCGAAUGAACUGUCAUCUUCAUUGGCAUAGGAUGACCUUGUUUGCUUUUGCAUUUGUAUUCUUAUUAUUAGAAAACACACCAGCGCUUUUGACAAAACUUGAAUGCACCUUUUCUAAGUGCACUUAAACGUUGGUAAACUAGAGGGCCGCCUGACCGACAGACAGACACUUAUCAAUAAUCAUUCAUCAUUGUUAUCAAUUAUCAUUUUCAGUUUAGCAUUUCACUGUCAAGGUUGACGAUAAUUCGUGAGCGUCCGUCUUUUCAAAACAGGCUAUGGACAUUUAUUUGACGUGAAAUGUAACCCAUUUUUUACAACGACAAAAAUAUAACCACGUCCUCCAGCCUUGGUCGUUUGGGAUUUUAAUGAAGUCUUUGAAGAGCGAGGAUUGCAACCGAAACCAGUGUUUCACAAAGCCUAUCUUUACCAAAUAACCUCGAUUUUGAAACACUGCAAGCCCUGUCAGCUGCAUUUAUCGAAGGAACAAUCAACACAAUCAACAUGCGACGCCUCCCAUCCCAGUUGAGUUAUCUGUUCCUACACUUCUUUGCAUUCUGCUACUAUGCUCAGGUAACCAAUCAGUCCUCGCCUAAUUUCACGCAGCAUGUAAGCGAACAGAGCAAGGUGACGGACCGUGUGAGCCGCAGGUUAAUUCGGACCUACCAGCUUUACAGCCGAACCAGCGGGAAGCACGUACAGGUUCUGCCCAACAAGAAGAUCAACGCCAUGGCAGACGAUGGAGACGUAUACGCCAAACUCGUGGUAGAGACGGACACGUUUGGAAGUCGCGUGCGGAUCAAAGGAGCAGAGACAGGACUCUACAUCUGCAUGAACAAGAGGGGGAAGCUGGUCGGAAAGAGAAAUGGGCAAGGCCACGACUGCAUCUUCUCAGAGAUUGUCCUGGAGAAUAACUACACGGCGCUGAGGAACGCACGCUACGAGGGCUGGUACAUGGGUUUCACCAGACGUGGACGUCCCCGGAAAGGCUCGCGAACGCGGCAACACCAACGCGAGGUCCAUUUUAUGAAACGAUUGCCUCUGGGAUCCCAUCCCACCCAUCCGGCCCAGCACAAGCCCUUUGACUUCGUCCACUACCCCUUCAGCCCCAGGACUAAACGCACACGCUUCUCAGCCGAACGCUGAGGGGGGUCAGAAAGGGAGGAAAAGAGGAGGAGGAAAAAAACACUGACUGAAGCUGAAAUGAACUCCUCUGUCCAAAACCUCUAGAGACAUUUGUUUUUGUACUGAACAUUACUAUACCUAACAUGUAGUUUUUACAAUUUUUUUCAGAAAGUAAAGAAAACAGAAACAAAUAAGAAGUCUAUUUUUGUACUUGAGACUUUUAGUACUGACCUGUGUUAAGUUGUUUCUAGAUGCACAUAACUCAUCGGACAUUUGGGGUGCUGACCUCUCUCCGUAGAGAGUGGACUUUUUAUCAUCUCUGUAUUUUAGGUUGUGUUUUUACUUUUGUUUGACGGUUCAGAGUUGUUUGGACUCACACUUGCUGCUCCAAGAGACUUGAAGGGCCCUGAUCGACCGCACUGCCAGAAUACGCUGUGUUCAGCGACACAUACAGUACACAGUACACAGCCCACGCACACACACACACACACACACACACACACACACACACACACACAAAGCAUAAAUGCUGCGUUCAGGAGCUCAGUAUUGGGUAAUGUCGCGUUCAGUCUUACACACAGCCACGGCACCUCUGCGUUGAACACUGUGGUGUGCCCCUGCUAUGUCUGGAAUUCUAUACAGACAAACACAGUUAAAGCAAACAGAGUUUUAAGGACACACAAUGGAACAUGUGGCAGCUACAUUGAUAAUCACAGCUUUCUUGCUAUAGUUCUAACUAAAUUAGAGGUGUAAAAAUGCAUCGACAUGUAGGAAACUCCCUUUGAUUUUGUUGCCCUUUGGUUUGUCUGUUUUUAUACAUAUAUAAAUCUAUUUUUAUUUGAGGAUGUGUGCAAAUAAUUUCAAUGACGGGAUAUUUAUUUAAAAUGUGUAAUAAAUGUACAUUAGA